UUGUGUUUCUAUUAGGACCCAACAUAUAUGUUGAUGUUAUCCUGUAAUUUUGAGCAAAACGCUUUACUUUUCAGUUAUUCACGUUGAAAGCCACGCACGUUUAUUUUCAGACCAUCCCUGUACGGCUGUGAAAUCAUGGCCUCCUGCUGUCAUGGUAGACCGUACGGGACUUUUGCGUUAGUUUUCAUUAUCUUCCGUUAAAUUAAUGCCAUGUAAACAUCUCAGAAGUUAGGGUUUAACACGUGUUUUUUUGACCCGUCUCACUGCAGAUAUGGGUUAGCCAUUGUGAAUCGGGCAGCGUUUUAAAAUAAGUACUUUGUCAGACCAUCGUUAUUCACAUACAAAAAAAUGUACAAUUCAACAUCUAGCAAAGGACUCCUGCGGUCGGAGGAAUGUUCUGGUAAUGGCAGUAACCUCUGGGCCCGACACAGCCUGAAACCCACCAGGAGACAUGAGACUGACACUAACGUUAGCCUGCUUAGUUUGGCAAGCGAAGAGGACGAUGAAGUCCAGUUUGACACUUCUGACACAGACAAUAACCGAGGUGAGGUGUUAUUGGCUGGUAGACAUUACCCGUCCAUCCAAGAGUUUGCCUCGGCAAUCCCCAACCACCUUCUCCUGGGGUCUCUGCUGGAGCACCUGUGUUUCGUCUACGAGAGUAAUCCAGCACGCUCACGUAUGCUGUUUAAAGUCAUUGGCCAGCGUUUAGCAGCCAUGAACCUCCUCUCACCAUUGGCCAUAAGUGAUGAGUUCAGCACUGUCAGACUUCAGCACAACCGGGCCUUCACUGAGAUGCUUAAUGCUGCCAGCUCCUCAUUGUACUCACAGGGUCUCAGUGUAAACACACACUAUCCUUCUGUAAGGCCUAAGGAGGGACUAUUUCAAGCGCAGACAUCACGGUAUCUUAGUGAGUUUGAAGAAAUCUGCAGACUUGGGAAAGGAUCAUAUGGAAAUGUUUUUAAGGUUGUGAACAAGCUCGAUGGACAAAAUUAUGCUGUGAAGAAAAUUCUCAUCAAAAAAGUCUCAAAGGAUGACUGCAUGAAGGUUCUCAGGGAAGUCAAAGUGUUGUCCAGCCUGCAGCAUAUAAAUGUUGUGGGCUAUCACACUGCGUGGAUGGAACAUGUUCAGCCUGCAGCAUAUCCAGAGUCUCUCUUGCCUGCACUAGAAUCACCUGGACAACAAGACAGUUCUGAUGAGAGUCCUGACAGCAGCAACGCAAGCUCCUCUAUAGUUUUUCAAAGCCUAAGUCAAGCAGCAACAGAUGUAGCUGCAAGUGCCAGAGUAUCUCCAGGAGAGACCCAGUCUGCCAGAGCUUUAGUUCCAACCCAAGAGCAGGGUCAGGAGGUGUGUCCCAAGACGAUGCGCCGCAUCCCUGAGAACUACGUUCCCUGUGUGUUCCUGGGACAGCAAGGUCCCAUGAAGAGCUCCAAAUGUCCCGCCAUGGGUUGGGAUAGCUCAGCACUGUUAGAGGAGGAGUCCAGCAGGAGUAGCAUGGAGCUGAACAACAACAUCUGCAUUGACAAGGAUUGUCAACAGUGGGCUGACAAACACACAACAAAGCCUGCUAAAGAGGUACAGUUUCACCUGAUGCUGUACAUCCAGAUGCAGCUGUGUGAGCGCUCGUUGAAGGACUGGAUCUCAGAGAGAAACACCAAGCCCAAAGAAGAACAAAGCUCAAGAUGUCCUUAUGGAUGUGUUGAUACUGAACACACUCUCAGCCUGUUGAGAAACAUACUUGAAGGGGUGGAGUACAUUCACUCCAGGGGAAUCAUGCACAGAGACUUGAAGCCAAGGAACAUUUUCCUCCAUGCUAAUGACUGGCACGUUCGAAUUGGGGACUUUGGUUUGGCCUGCAGGGAUAUAAUAGUGGAUGGACAUGAAAGCACCGCCUCUCCCAUCAGUGAUUCCUCACAUACUACAGGUGUUGGUACAUUUGUGUAUGCUGCACCAGAACAAUUGAAUGGCUCUCAUUAUGAUUCAAAGUCAGACAUGUUCAGCAUCGGAGUGCUGGCUCUCGAGCUAUUCCAGCCCUUUGGGACAGAGAUGGAGCGGGUCCAGACUCUCGGAGACCUGAGAGAGGGGAAAAUCCCAGACUCGUUCUGCCACAGAUGGCCAAUCCUGACUAAGUACAUCAUGAAGCUAACAAGUAAAGACCCUGGUGUUCGACCUACGGCCAGCCAACUUCUACAAAGUGAACUCUUCUGCAGUAAGGACAUGGUGAUCCAUGGUUUGCAGAGAAGAGUUGAAGAGCAGGAAGAAGAGAUCAUGGAGCUGAGGAGACAGAUCAGUCAGCUUCAGAGCUCACAAGUCACAGUUCAUUUCUCUGGGUCAGACAAGACCUGAGCCUUAAAAUUUUCAAAAAUCCACAGACUGUUAAAACUUGAUUUACUCAGCCACUGCUGUACAAUGUUUUGGUGACCUGGUACAGGUGGUUGUGUGUGUGUGUGUGUGUGUGUGUGUGUGUGUAACAUUUGAGUGCGUCUUGUACACCUGAAUGUAAGGUUACAAUUAUUUAUCUUCAUUCAGCUGCUCAAUAAAACCUAUUUCUGCCA
Toxotes jaculatrix (banded archerfish) is the source of this 2552-nucleotide messenger RNA. RefSeq names its product eukaryotic translation initiation factor 2-alpha kinase 1 (gene eif2ak1). Gene Ontology annotation, molecular function: ATP binding; protein kinase activity. The transcript is spliced from 15 exons. The record is from RefSeq and is a predicted model, not a curated record. Bases 349 to 2343 code for a protein of 664 amino acids. NCBI's taxonomy places the organism in Eukaryota, Metazoa, Chordata, Actinopteri, Toxotidae. Gene Ontology annotation, biological process: protein phosphorylation.